CGCGUCACUUUGAGGGCGGAUAUCGGCCGGUCCUCAUCCUCUCUUCCUCCUCCUCUUCCUCCCUCCCUGCACUCUCACACUCGGUCUCCAUCAGUCUUCAUGGUUCUGAUCUCACCCCACGCCAUGCAAGCCACCCGGGCGUCCACCACAGUCAGUGUGUUUGCGGACUGCAGCAUCCCGGCCGGGCUCCGGAUAGGACCGGUACCGGGUAUCUUCAAACUCGGGAAGUACGUGUCGGACCGUAAGGAAGCUGGACCCAAGAAGAAGAUCCGCUUGGUACGGGGGGAGUUCGUGGAUGAGUCGGGCUGUCCCGUGCCAGACUGGAUCGGAUUCAUCCGCGCUGCCAGGAACAGCCAGGAGCAAAACCUGGAGGCUGUGUCGGACUUACCUGGCGGACAGAUUUUCUACCGCGUGCUGAGAGAAAUCCCUGCAGGAGAGGAGCUCAGUGUCUGGUACUCCAACGCUCUGGCCCAGUGGUACGACAUCCCCACCACGGCCACCCCCACGCACGACGAGAAAGGUGAGGAGCGUUACAUCUGCUGGUACUGCUGGAGAAUAUUCAAAUAUCCGAACACACUCAAGGCCCACGUCCACUUCCACUGCGCCCUGAGCAACGGACGGGGCUUUGUGAGCAGCGAGCAGGCCAGAGGCACGGAGACUUUCAGCAGGUCACCAAAGUCUGGAGACAUCCCCAACACCUCCACCUCUCCGAGGAGCGCUCACAGUAACUCCUCCAUCUCAGACUCUGGCAGGCGGGCGGUGUCCUCCUCGCCGUUUCUAAACAAAGCGGGGCUGUCAAAGAAAAGCAGCUCAGUGGAGCAGGACAGGGCCCUCGACAUGAGCGUUACCUCAGCCAGGAACCAAGGGCACAUCCUCGGCCUCGGCUCCACAUCCUCGGUGCUGAGCAGCAUGGGCUUCCACCCGGGUGUGCGCUCUGCCUUCAAACCGACCGGCGUCUCCAAAGUCCCGGGCGCGGACGCCUCCAGAGAGGACGCAAAUGUGAAGCUGAGCGGCCUGGGAUUCAGCAAACUCAUUGGAAACAUGAAACCAAUCCGCAAUGCAGGCGAGACUCUAAACGGAGGGGGGAACCACCCUCCCAAGUGCGCACCUGCAAUUAUGGACUCCGCAUCCCCAAUGGUGCCAUGCACAAACGCUAUCCGUGGUUUCCCGUUGCUGCCUCACGUGGAGGAGAACUCAGCUUUUAAGCACGUGGACAGCCGGAUGCACUCCGGCCUGUCCCCGUCCCGUUACCCCCAGAUGCCCCCUGGACUCCAUUUCGAGAGAUUCUCUCUCCCUCACUUCGACGGUGUCAAGACUUACGGUGGAGACUGUAACAUCCCACUCAUGCCCUUCACCGUCUACAACGGGGAGCUUCUGUACAGCUCACCCUACUAUCCGCUGAAAUUUCACUUCAGCAACCUCCUCAAGUACCCGGAGUCCAUGUCCUACUUUGGUGCGCCCUCCAUGAACCAAGACCUGGGCUCAAUCACCAACAUCGACCGGGAGAUCGCCAUGCACACGCAACAGCUGUCUGAAAUCGCCGCGGAGAAGAACCGGACGAGGCUGGAUUCGAUGCCCGCCGGGAGUGCCAGCAACGUCGGCUCUGGCAAACCGAAAAAGGGACACCUGUGUCUGUACUGCGGUAAGCUGUACUCGAGGAAAUACGGCCUGAAAAUCCACAUGAGGACUCACACAGGUUACAAGCCGCUCAAGUGCAAAGUGUGCUUCAGGCCGUUCGGAGACCCCAGCAACCUGAACAAACACAUCCGGCUCCACGCGGAGGGGAACACGCCCUACAGGUGCGACUUCUGCGGCAAGGUGCUGGUGCGGAGGCGGGACCUGGAGAGGCACGUCAAGUCCAGGCAUCCCGGACAGACCGUUAAGAAACUGGACGACAAACCGGGCGGCCUGUUCGAGGACGCGGAGCACAAAAGCGACAAUGACAGUGAUGUGGACGUGUGCUUCACCGACGACCAGAGCGACCAGGAGUCGAGCAAAAAUAAUGACUGAGGUGUUUUCAUGCGCACAGAGAGACUGCUCAUUGACUUUCAAUUAUGUACACAACGAAACAUUUAGACUUGAAUCUUGAAUUUUUACAUUUUAGACAUUGACCCAAGGGCGCCUCCAUGCAACCAAAUGUUUCCAAACAGUUGAAAUGUUGUUUUUUUUGACUAAGAGGGGAUUUUGGUUUGUUGUUCCAUCAUGACAUUAUUCGAGGGAAAAAUCAUUAUCAAUAGAUUAAGUUGUUAUUCACAGUAAUCGGGCAGGUAAAAAAAAAAAAAAGGGGGAAAAAAAGAAUCUGUGGCCUUUGGGUUUUGGCACGAUUUCUUUAACGUGCUAGAGUCUGCAAGGGGUGUAGCAGAUAUUUUCGUUAGUUUCAAAUGCAAGUCACCAUAAUUGUUUUCAUAUUUUGUUUAUGCAAAUGGAGAGGAAAAAAAUCUGUCUUUUACAUGCUGCGUUUGAAAAUACUGACACUUCCGCAGAACCAUCAGAGCAACUGCACACUAAAUGAUCAAAACAAUGAUCCAAAAUCACUUACAGACAUUUUCAGUCACUGCUGAACAACAUGGAAGCCUGUAUGAGACUAAAUGACUUCUUAAAUUAGAUAUAUCUGUUGCGGUCUGUGUUUGGUAAUAUGUCUCCCUCUGACAAAGGAUCUAUGGGUUUGCAAACAAAUUACAAAAACAAAAAAGAAAAGGCACUGCAUUCCAUCAGACUGGAUAUUCUGUGAAUUUAUGGGCCGCAAAAGAAUUAGAUUCUUUUUUUAUUUUGUUUUCUAUUGUGAAUAAAAAUGGGCAACAGAUAUUCCCAUCCUCCUUUCUAAACUGUCAGUUGCACUUUAAAAACAGCAAUGGGCAUUUCAUUUCAACAGAUGCAUAAUGAUUAUUAUUGAAACGAACUUAUUUCCAUGACUUCAUUACAGGUCUCUGGUUCCCUGCGCCUCAUUUAACACACUGUACUUAAAUUUGCACUUUCUUGCCGAGGCGCGCUGUUCUUGAAGAAGCAGCAGCAGCAGCGCCCACUUUAUUUAAGGAAUUAUUUCUAGAGAAAGAAAAUUGUAUUGAUUGCAGUUAUAGCCUAUGUAAAGAAGUGUAAAGUAUGAUAUUUCACAUUUCAGUGGAGAAGUGUUGUAUACGUUUGUUUAUAAGUGAUAUUGUCUAUGAGCACAAUAUUUUACUCCUGUCCAUUAAGUCGUUGGUUUUUGAAUAAAUUUAAUUUAAGAUAUCAAAAAA
This is a messenger RNA of Dicentrarchus labrax (European seabass), 3233 nucleotides long. RefSeq names its product PR domain containing 13 (gene prdm13). Gene Ontology annotation, molecular function: protein binding. The record is from RefSeq and is a predicted model, not a curated record. Lineage: Eukaryota; Metazoa; Chordata; Actinopteri; Moronidae. Bases 100 to 2010 code for a protein of 636 amino acids. Gene Ontology annotation, cellular component: nucleus. The transcript has 4 exons.